AUGCUGGAGAUCCAGCUGGACGAUGGCGGCGUUGGGGUGUACCCGGGGGACGAUUACUGCUCGGGCUCGGUGAUGUCGGAGCGGGUGUCAGGCCUGGCCAACAGCAUCUACCGCGAGUUCGAGCGGCUCAUCCGCUGCUACGACGAGGAGGUGGUGAAGGAGCUGAUGCCGCUGGUGGUGACGGUGCUGGAGAACCUGGACUCGGUGCUCACCGACAACCAGGAGCACGAGGUGGAGCUGGAGCUGCUGCGGGAGGACAACGAGCAGCUGCUCACGCAGUACGAGCGCGAGAAGGCGCUGCGCAAGCAGGCCGAGGAGAAGUUUAUAGAGUUUGAAGAUGCACUGGAACAGGAGAAGAAAGACCUGCAAAUCCAGGUUGAGCAUCUUGAAUUUCAGUCCCGGCAGCUGGAGCUGAAGGCCAAAAACUAUGCAGACCAGAUUUCACGGCUGGAGGAACGUGAAUCAGAAAUGAAGAAAGAGUACAAUGCCCUGCACCAACGCCACACAGAGAUGAUCCAGACCUACGUGGAACACAUUGAGCGGUCCAAGAUGCAGCAGGUUGGGGGAAAUAGUCAAACUGAGGGCAGUCUACCUGGGAGGAGCAGGAAGGAGCGUCCUAACUCUCUGAAUGUCUUCCCCCUUGCCGAUGGAAUGGUACGUGGGCAGAUAGGGGCCAAGAUCAUCCCCACAGUGGACCACUGGCACUUGAGUGACCUCGGCCAGCUGCAGUCCAACUCCAGCUACAAGUGCCCAAAUGAUGAAAUGUCUGAAUCUGGGCAGUCUUCUGCAGCUGCCACUCCAAGCACCACUGGGACAAAGUCCAACACACCAACCUCAUCUGUGCCCUCUGCUGCUGUCACACCCCUAAACGAGAGUCUGCAACCCAUCAGUGACUACAGUGGAACACCCAAGAACAAUAAGAGGGCACGGGAAAAGCGGAACAGCAGGAACAUGGAAGUGCAGGUCACCCAGGAGAUGAGGAAUGUCAGCAUAGGAAUGGGUAGCAGUGAUGAAUGGUCUGAUGUUCAGGAUAUCGUAGACUCUACGCCAGAGCUGGACAUGUGCCAGGACCCCCGACUGGAGCACACUGGAAACAGCCCAACACAGGGGAUUGUCAACAAAGCUUUUGGCAUCAACACAGACUCUCUGUAUCAUGAACUUUCCACAGCGGGGUCGGAGGUCAUCGGGGAUGUGGAUGAAGGAGCAGAUCUGCUAGGGGAGUUCUCAGUGCGGGAUGAUUUCUUUGGAAUGGGCAAAGAAGUGGGGAAUCUGCUGUUGGAGAACUCGCAACUUCUGGAGACCAAAAAUGCUUUGAAUGUUGUGAAGAAUGAUUUGAUUGCUAAGGUGGACCAGCUAUCUGGGGAGCAGGAGGUGCUGAAGGGAGAGCUUGAAGCAACAAAGCAGGCCAAAGCCAAGAUGGAGAACAGAGUCAAGGAACUGGAGGAGGAGCUUAAAAGAGUGAAAUCUGAAGUGAUCGUUGCCCGACGAGAACCCAAAGAAGAGGUGGAGGAUGUAAGCAGCUAUCUCUGUACAGAAUUGGACAACAUUCCCAUAGCCCAGCGCCGCCGCUUUACCCGUGUAGAGAUGGCCCGUGUCCUGAUGGAGCGCAACCAGUACAAAGAGAGGCUAAUGGAGCUACAGGAAGCUGUCAGGUGGACAGAGAUGAUCAGAGCUUCCCGGGAGCACCCAUCUGUCCAGGAGAAGAAGAAGUCCACCAUUUGGCAAUUCUUUAGUCGCCUGUUCAGCUCUUCCUCCAGUCCCCCGCCUGCGAAGAGGAACUACCCAUCAGUGAACAUCCACUAUAAGUCUCCAACAGCAGCUGGGUUCAGCCAACGCCGCAGUCAUACCAUGUGCCAGAUCUCUUCUGGCAGCCGCACCCUCGAAUUCUUCCCUGAAGAUGACUGUACGUCAUCCACACGUCGUGAACAGAAGCGCGAGCAGUACCGCCAGGUCCGAGAGCACGUGCGGAAUGAUGACGGUCGAUUACAGGCCUGUGGGUGGAGCCUUCCCGCCAAGUACAAGCAGCUGAGUCCCAAUGGUGGCCAGGAAGACACCCGCAUGAAAAAUGUCCCUGUGCCUGUGUACUGUCGCCCUCUAGUGGAGAAGGACCCCACCAUGAAGUUGUGGUGCGCAGCUGGAGUCAACCUGAUGGGGUGGAAGCCUUUGGAACAGGAUUCUGGGAGUGGACAGAAGUCAGAUCCUGGACGUGAUCCUCUCACCUGUGACCGGGAGGUGGAAGGAGAGAACACCAAGAGUAACCACACAUCUCCAGAAAAGAAAAAGGCAAAGGAGCUGCAUGAGAUGGAUGCCACAUCCAGCCGAGUCUGGAUCCUCACAAGUACCCUCUCUACAAGUAAAGUCGUGAUCAUUGAUGCCAACCAGCCUGGCACAGUGGUGGAUCAGUUUACUGUCUGUAAUGCCCACGUACUCUGCAUUUCCAGCAUCCCUGCGGCUAGUGACAGUGACUAUCCUCCAGGCGAGAUCUUUCUGGAGGGAGACGUGAAUCCAGAAGAGUCAUCUGGAACAGAUGGAGUCCUUGCAGGAAUCACUCUGGUGGGUUGUGCAACCCGGUGCAACGUGCCACGCAGUAACUGUUCUUCCCGUGGAGACACCCCCGUGCUGGAUAAGGGACAGAGUGAGGUGGCUGCAGUCAGCAAUGGGAAGAUCAAUCAGUCCCAGUCCACGGAGGAGGCAACAGAAGCUACAGAGGUACCAGAGAGUGGUGCAAUUGAAACAGAACCAGCUCAAGUCCGGCCUGGUCCACUUACAGAGCAUAUCUUUACAGAUCCAGCUCCAGCUCAGGCAUCUGGGCACCGGGGUCCGGGAGGGACACGGGGGCCUGAGACAGAGUCAAACACAAUGCUGCCAGAGCAGGAAGUGAACGGUGAUGCUGCUGGAACAGGCACCAGUGCCGCACCCACAAUGUGGCUUGGAGCACAGAAUGGCUGGCUGUAUGUGCACUCGGCCGUGUCCAACUGGAAGAAGUGUCUGCAUUCGAUAAAGCUGAAGGAUUCUGUGCUGAGCCUGGUGCAUGUGAAAGGACGGGUUCUUGUUGCCCUGGCAGAUGGAACACUAGCCAUAUUCCACCGAGGAGAAGAUGGUCAGUGGGAUCUCAGCAACUAUCACCUGAUGGACCUGGGUCACACCCACCAUUCCAUCCGCUGCAUGGCUGUUGUGUAUGAUAGAGUCUGGUGCGGCUAUAAGAACAAAGUCCAUGUCAUCCAGCCCAAGACAAUGCAGAUUGAGAAAUCCUUUGAUGCCCACCCACGCCGGGAGAGUCAGGUCCGGCAGCUGGCAUGGAUUGGAGAUGGGGUGUGGGUUUCCAUCCGCCUGGACUCCACACUGAGGCUGUAUCAUGCCCACACCCAUCAGCACCUCCAGGAUGUGGACAUAGAGCCGUAUGUCAGCAAGAUGCUAGGCACUGGAAAGCUGGGCUUCUCAUUUGUGCGAAUCACAGCCCUGCUUAUCGCCGGCAACCGCCUCUGGGUUGGGACAGGGAAUGGUGUCGUCAUCUCCAUCCCACUGACUGAGACCGUAGUCCUCCACCGAGGCCAACUCCUUGGGCUCCGGGCCAAUAAGACCUCCCCAACAUCAGGAGAGGGGAAUCGCCCUGGCGGAAUCAUUCACGUGUACGGUGAUGACAGCAGUGACAAAUCUGCCAGCAGUUUCAUCCCCUACUGCUCCAUGGCUCAGGCACAGCUCUGUUUCCAUGGCCACCGUGAUGCAGUCAAGUUCUUUGUCUCUGUUCCUGGUAACGUUCUCGCAACCCUGAAUGGGAGCGUGUUGGACAGCCCCUCUGAGAACCCCAGCACAGCAGCCACUGAGACCGAGGGGCAAAAGCUGAAGAAUGUCCUGGUGCUGAGUGGAGGAGAAGGGUACAUCGAUUUCCGGAUUGGGGAUGGAGAAGAUGAUGAGACAGAGGAGAAUGCUGAAGAUACCACCCAAGUGAAGCCAGUGCUUUCCAAGGCUGAGAGGAGCCAUAUUAUCGUCUGGCAAGUCUCAUACAUCCCUGAGUGA
Molecule: messenger RNA, 4017 nt
Organism: Emys orbicularis (European pond turtle)
Lineage: Eukaryota; Metazoa; Chordata; Testudines; Emydidae
Gene: MAPK8IP3
Product: mitogen-activated protein kinase 8 interacting protein 3
Exons: 33
Coding region: 1-4017 (1338 amino acids)
Biological process (GO): vesicle-mediated transport
Cellular component (GO): cytoplasm
Molecular function (GO): kinesin binding; MAP kinase scaffold activity; signaling receptor complex adaptor activity
Source: RefSeq, a predicted model, not a curated record